This is a messenger RNA of Lathyrus oleraceus (garden pea), 1746 nucleotides long. Its product is annotated as aldehyde oxidase GLOX1. The record is from RefSeq and is a predicted model, not a curated record. The transcript is spliced from 4 exons. NCBI's taxonomy places the organism in Eukaryota, Viridiplantae, Streptophyta, Magnoliopsida, Fabales, Fabaceae. Bases 184 to 1746 code for a protein of 520 amino acids.
GUGGUUCUAACAAUUUUGACUCUAACAUUGACAUUCAUUGUUGUUGAUGCUAAACAGAAACAAAAACUUCAAGUGCCUUUUCCAAUAUUAGGAGGAGGUGUAGCAGCAGCAGCAAAACCUGAUUUUCUGACAGAAUCAACUGGAAAAUGGGAGUUGCUUUCACCAAAUUCAGGUGUUUCUGCCAUGCAAAUUAAUUUGAUGCCAACAAAUAAGAUUCUUGUUUAUGAUGCAACAAUUUAUCGUCUCUCUAGACUUCAGUAUCCAAAAGGAGAACCAUGUGUUCCUUACAAAGAUGAUAGGACUCAAGAAAAUAAAAUUGAUUGUUUUGCUCAUUCUAUGGAAUAUGAUCUUGCAACAAAUCAAGUUAGGGCACUCAAGUUAACACAAGAUCCAUGGUGCUCUUGUGGAGGUCUUGCACCUGAUGGUUCCCUAGUAAGUUCUGGUGGUUUUCUAGAUGGAACAAGAACCAUUAGACACAUUGGUGGUCCUGAAUGCAAAGGCAAUUGUGAUUGGAGAGAAUAUAAAAAUUCAUUGCAAGAGGAUAGAUGGUAUGGAACUCAAACAAUCCUUCCAACUGGAGACUUCAUUGUAAUAGGAGGACGUAGAGCAUUUAGCUAUGAGUACCUUCCAAGACAAGAAGGCCUAAAAGUUGAUAAAGUCUUUUUCUUCCCCUUCCUCUAUGAAACUUCUGACCUUGAUGAAAACAAUCUUUAUCCAUUUACUCAUCUCUCAACUGAUGGUAACCUCUUCAUCUUCUCCAACAACCGCUCUCUUCUCCUUAACCCUAAGACCAACAAAAUUGUUCGCACGUUUCCGGUCCUCCCCGGAGGAUCCCGAAAUUAUCCGGCUUCCGGUAGUUCUGCCCUCCUUCCUAUAGAUCUAUCUAACCAAGACAAAAAUGGUCCUUACAAGGCAGAAGUCAUUGUUUGUGGUGGUAACUCUCAUGACGCUUUCUAUAUUGCCGAAACAACGAAAACAUUCCGGCCUUCUCUCAAAGAUUGUAACCGAAUGGUAAUCACCGAUAAAGUCGUGAAAUGGGAAACCGAACAAAUGCCUACGAGUAGAACAAUGGGUGAUUGUCUAAUCCUUCCUAAUGGACAACUUUUGUUCAUCAAUGGUGCACAAAAAGGAACAGCUGGAUGGUGGGAUGCUGAUUCACCAAACCUAAGACCAGCAUUGUAUAGUCCAGAGAAACUAAAUGGUCAAAGGUUUACGGAAAUGGCUCCAACAAAAAUAUCAAGAAUGUAUCAUUCAACUUCAGCAGUGUUACCUAGUGGAAAAAUUUGGGUAGCUGGAAGUAACACUCAUGAUACAUACAAAGAUAUUGAUAAGUUCCCAACUGAGACAAGAGUUGAAGGGUUUUCUCCUCCUUAUUUGGAUCCAAUUCUUGACAAAUAUAGACCAACCAUUCUUGCAGACUUUACAGGAAAAAAUUUGAAGUAUGGUCAUAAAUUUGAGAUACAAUUUAGUCUGCCAAAGGAUUUGGAAAACGAUAAUUUGAAUAAGGGUGACAUUAAGGUUACUAUGUAUUUUCCACCUUUUACUACUCAUGGAUUUAGUAUGAGUCAAAGGCUUUUAGUGCUCAAUAUUAGGACUAUGUCUACGGAUCGCAACGGAGGUUAUAGUAUUAUAGCCUUGGCGCCGCCUUCUGGUGAAAUUGCUCCUCCUGGAUACUAUUUGCUCUAUGUUGUUCAUCGCGGCGUGCCUAGCGAGGGAUUGUGGGUCCACAUCGACAUGGCUAUUUGA